Molecule: messenger RNA, 1927 nt
Organism: Ailuropoda melanoleuca (giant panda)
Lineage: Eukaryota; Metazoa; Chordata; Mammalia; Carnivora; Ursidae
Gene: ACBD4
Product: acyl-CoA binding domain containing 4
Exons: 10
Coding region: 425-1336 (303 amino acids)
Biological process (GO): fatty acid metabolic process
Cellular component (GO): cytoplasm
Molecular function (GO): fatty-acyl-CoA binding
Source: RefSeq, a predicted model, not a curated record
AAUUUUCCCCGGCGUCCACAUCCCGGUCAGAUUGGCCCCGGAGGUCAGUCGGAAGCCUCCGGCUAGUGGCGACAGAGAACCUAGGUCCGGGUAGUGGGCGCAGCACGGAGUUGGAGAUGUUCAUCUAGAGAGGGAGGGACAGCGCGACCCUUGGCACCUGCCUCCACCCACCCACCAGGCUCCUCUCCGCCCACCCUGGCCCCACCCACGCUCCCCUGGGUUUGGAAAAGGAGUCUUCUCAGCCGCAGCUUCUGACCUCCCGGAGUAUCUCACUCAGGACCAGAGCUUAGUUUGCCCCUCUGGAAAGUGCAUCAGUGGCUUACGGAGGUGUGUGCCGGGUUGGACCGUGGAGGUCUGCUCACACGGAGGUUUGUUCUUGCAGAAUCGCUCAAAAGUGGGUCCCCAGGGCUCGGAGCCGCUGGGUAUGGGUACCGAGAAUGAAAGCCCAGAACCAGACUGCCAGAAACAGUUCCAGGCCGCAGUCAGUGUCAUUCAGAACCUGCCUAAAAAUGGCUCUUACCGCCCCUCCUACGAAGAGAUGCUGAAAUUCUACAGCUACUACAAGCAAGCUACCAUGGGACCCUGCUUGGUCCCCCGGCCUGGGUUCUGGGACCCAAUCGGACGAUAUAAGUGGGAUGCCUGGAACAGCCUGGGCAAGAUGAGCAGGGAGGAGGCCAUGUCUGCCUACAUCACUGAGAUGAAGCUGGUGGCACAGAAGGUGAUCGACACAGUGCCCCUGGGCGAGGUGGCAGAGGACAUGUUUGCUUACUUCGAGCCCUUGUACCAGGUGAUCCCCGAUAUGCCGAGGCCCCCGGAAAGCUUCCUGAGAAGGGUCACAGCAGGUUGGAGAGAACAGGUACUGAAUGGAGAUGUUGGGGUUGUGCCAGAGCCUCCCUGCCUCCCCAGGGAACCAGCACCCCCAAGUCCAGAGUCCCAGCCACCUAGGGACCCAGACUCUGAGGUUUUCUGUGAUUCCCUGGAGCAGCUGGAACCUGAGCUGCAGGUUUGGGCAGAGCAGAAGGGAGCCCCUGGAGGAGAGCCUGACCCCAGAAACAGCUCCAUGCUCCCUGCAGAGAAAGAGGGCAGCGUGCUGGGGCCCCAAGAAUUGGACACGUGGCUGGUGGGGACAGUUCGGGCACUGCAAGAGAGCAUGCGGGACGUCCAGGGGAGACUGCGGAGCCUGGAGAGCCUGCCCAGGCUCCCCAAUCAGCAGAGGACCCCGCCCAGUGGCCGGCCCUGGCCCCUCAGGCUCUCGGGUCCCACGCUGCUCUUCUUCCUCCUGUGGCCCUUCAUCGUCCAGUGGCUCUUCCGACAGUUUCGAACCCAGAAGAGGUGACUCUCAGUGGCAGCCAGCCGAGGUGGCUAUGAACCUGCUGUCCUGCUGUGCUCUGAGCAUACCGAGGGUUUAGGAGAAAAGCAUUAACUCCGUCGCCCCACCACUCAGUGUUUGCCUUUGCACCGGUCCCUUUUGGGGGGGGAGGGGGGUCAUUUCAGAGCCCAUCCUCCCACGAGACUUCACACGGACGCUUUCUCCCCUCCUACCCAAACAUCCAGGCUCCCUGGUGAGGGUAUAGGAGGGGUGCUCGUCCCGGGUUCUGGGUUGGCCGUGACUCGGGGGCGGGGCUGCCGGGUCUCAGCCUCUGCCUUUCCCUCCCUCUGGGUCACCUGACUCUUCUCCCACCCCAGCCUCUCCCGGUGGAGGGCCCGCUCUUGGGCAAGUCGGGACUUGGGCAGGGGCCUGGAACAAUGAUUGGCUGAGAGGCUGAAGGAGGGAGGCCAGGAGGCCCGGCCGAGUUGGGGGGGGGAGGGGAGUGAGCUCCGUUUUGCUGGCCUCCGUCCUCCUGCGCACACAUACACUCAGGACGUCUUCACGGAAGAUUCACUUACAAAUGAAUGUUUCACUAAAUAAAAUAAGACCUUAAUCUUC